AUGCGAAGCAGCCCACCCGUUCUGAACAAAAAAACGGGCCUCGAAUACUGGGAAUCUUUUCCUCUUGACACUGUCGAAAACAUCCGGAAAUGGCAGCAAGAUUGUGCCAUGCAUACUCAAUCCCAAUGCUCUUCAUUUCGCCAAUCGACGGACGAUACGCUGUCGGACAAUGCGCACGUUCACCACGCUCUCCACCAUUCCCGACCGGGAUCGGUGGAUCUUUCCCGUCACAGUCACUCGCAUUCACAAUCUGGCCCCUUCCGAUCCAUGAGCACCGAUCCUUAUCGAAGUGGAACCCACACACCCGUCCAUGUCCCUCAACAUGCUCAAUCUCAAUCUUCUGCAAUUCCCACGUCCUCCCGCACCCGACAGCAAGGCACGUCCCAAUCCCAACCACCCAACUGGCGAAACCCCUCGCUCUUCUCCUCCCUUUCCCCCACCAGUGGUCACAAUAAUACCCAUACCUCGAAUCCCAACGUCGGCACCGGCGCCGAGGCUCUCCUUCUUCAAAGCUUCGCUGACUCGAAUUGGGCUCCAUCGCCAUCACUAAACUCGGGCAUCGGCUCCGGCAUGGCAUCAGGCAUAGCCGUCGAGAGUGGACCGACGGAAAUCGACACGGGAUUCUUCACGAAUGAUAUGCAGAGACGGUUGUUUUGGUAA
Messenger RNA from Rhinocladiella mackenziei CBS 650.93, 660 nucleotides. RefSeq lists its product as uncharacterized. The coding region runs from base 1 to 660 and encodes 219 amino acids. The transcript has a single exon. The record is from RefSeq and is a predicted model, not a curated record. Lineage: Eukaryota; Fungi; Ascomycota; Eurotiomycetes; Chaetothyriales; Herpotrichiellaceae.